Molecule: messenger RNA, 894 nt
Organism: Aspergillus oryzae RIB40
Lineage: Eukaryota; Fungi; Ascomycota; Eurotiomycetes; Eurotiales; Aspergillaceae
Product: TMEM53 family protein
Exons: 1
Coding region: 1-894 (297 amino acids)
Source: RefSeq, a predicted model, not a curated record
AUGUCGCAACCUAAUACCCGGGAAAACCCCCUAUCCGCAUACACCAAACUAUCCCCCUCAAUCUAUAUCCAAGAACCCCAGUCGCAAUCUGAAAGCAAUGGCGCCCCCAAGACCAUCAUCCUAGCAUUCUGGAUGAAUGCUCCCCCACGAGCCCUGUCCAAAUACGUCACCGAAUACACCCGCCUAGCACCCACAGCCCGAAUCAUCAUCAUCCUAAGCUCCUCGAAGGACUUCAUGACACGAUCCGGCAAGAAGGCGCAAGAAGCGCGCCUCGCCCCAGCCGUCCAGGCUCUCCAGGCCUUCUUCUCCUCAUCUUCCUCAUCCGAAGAGAAAACCAAAGACCAAGAACAAGUGUUCGUGCACAUGUUCUCCAACGGCGGCGUCUUCUCCACAAUCAGUCUCCUGACCACUUACCGAAAGACCGUGGGCCGACCACUCCGCAUCUCAUCCACCAUCUUGGACAGUGCGCCAGGCGUAGCGACGGUAUCUGGCGCCAUGAAGGCAUUCUCGUUUGCGCUUCCGGGUCCGUGGCUUUUGCGCUUGCUUAGUAAGGUUGCGCUGUGGGUGUUUUUUGUGCUGGGGGCGCUUGUGCGCCGUCUUGUUGGGAUGUCAGAUGCUGUUAGUGUUGCGCGGAAGGCGAUGAAUGAUCAGAGGCUGGUUUGUGGUGGUGAGGGUGGGGAUAGUGGGAAGCCCAGGCGGUGCUAUAUCUAUUCGGAUGCGGACGAGCUGGUGGAUUGGAGGGAUGUCGAGAGACAUGCUGUUGAGGCGGAGGCGAGGGGCUGGGUGGUUACCAGGGAGAAGUUUCUAGGGUCGCCGCAUGUUUCGCAUAUGAGAGCUGAUCCGGAGAGGUAUUGGGGCAUUGUGAAGAGGUAUUUGUUGGUGGGAUCAGGGUGA